CCCCCCUGGGGCUUUUGUCCGGAGCUGCGGGAGGUUUAUAAGCAAAAUCCUUCUUCUCCUUCUUCGUCUUCAUCUUCAAUCUGUCAUUUGAAAGACGAGCAUGGUGGUCUCAAAAGCUAACAAACUAAGCUCAGUCUUCAUUUCCCGAAUCAAAAACUCCGCCCAAUCUUCAAUUCCAUCCGCAGCCACCGUCAAGAACGGAGACAUCCCCGGAACUUCUCAAGCCGUCAAAGACCUCAUCAGGUCCAAAAUCUCUUCCUCUGGAACCGAAGCGCCAUUAUCCGACCAAAUCUCGAGUUUAUUACAUGUAAGCUCUUUGGAGAAGACGGAGGAUAACAUAUUGAAGAUACCAAGUUUCAACGCAAAGAUCCCUAUCGACAUCUCCUUAAGAUCCAAAGAGCUCUCUCGCGAAAGGAAAGAGAGACGCGUUUACAAGAAGAACGCUCUCUCACGCCGUUUCGCAAAGAUAUUCAGAGACUCUGCUCAUAAGCUAGGCACCGAUGCCACCUUCGGCGCUUUCGACAGGGUGGCCAAAGAGAUGAGUGUGACUGAGUACAAUGCCAUGGUUGGAGUCUACUUUGAGCUCGCUGAGAAGAGCCAUGAUUUGGAGUAUGCUCUUGACCACAUCGGCAAGGCUUUUGAGAUUUUGAAAACCAUGAGGGACCGUGGUUUCCAGAUUGAAGAGAGUGUUUACGGUCCUGUUCUUGAGUACUUGAUUGAUAUGGAUAUGGUUGAUGAGUUUCGUAGUUUUAGAGAUGUUAUUAGCGAGACGAGUCCUGGUUUGGUUGAGAGGCUUGGAUACUAUGAAAUGCUUCUUUGGAUCCAGCUUGGGGACGGAGAGAAAGUUGAGGAGCUUUGUGGCGCUAUUGAUGGUAAUGGACACUGUUUAACAUUACUACAAGAAAAUUAUUUGCUUGCACUGUGUAAGAAAGAGCAAAAGGACCAUCUUCAGAGGCUCUUUGAGAUCAUAGACAUAACAAAAGUUCGUUCGUUGGACCUAUUGGAAAAUAUAUUUGGAUACCUUGGCAAGUUUUCAUUGGACUCUCUUGCGAAGAAGUUCCUAUGGGAACUAAGAGAAAAUGUAACAUUUGCAGAUGAAGGAGUGAAGAACGUUUCAGAUCUCAUCUCUAUCUAUUCUACAUGCACCCCAAAUCUGACGGUUGAGGAUACCAUCUUGAAGUUCAAUAAGAUGCAUGAAGAACUCGAUGUUAUGCCUUCUUCUACAUCGUAUGAAAAGCUUGUUAAGUAUAGCUGUGAUUCGAAUGAGGUGGUCACUGCGCUUGAUGUAGUUGAAAAAAUGGGUGAAGCAGGUGUGACAAUAACCGCAGAUAUUCUACAUUCAUUGCUGCAUGCCAUUGAUGAAGUUCUUGAGUUUAACUUGGUGCGAAGAAUCCAUUCAAUUAUGUGCACAAAGAGUGUGAAACCAAGUAGUGAGAACUUCCGGAGCAUGAUACGUCUGUGCACUAGAAUCAGAGAUUUUGAAGGUGCGUAUAAUAUGCUUGGGAAUUUGAAGAACUUCAAUCUGGAACCAAACUCUAGCAUGUUCAAUUGUAUAUUAGCUGGAUAUUUCCGUGAGAAAAAUGUGUGCAGCGCGUUAAUGGUCGUAAAGCAAAUGAAAGAAGCUGGCGUUAAACCUGAUUCCAUAACUUAUGGCUAUCUAAUAAACAACUGUAAUCGGGAAGACACUAUUACUAAGUACUACAAUGAGAUGAAGCAAGCAGGAGUUCAAGCUACUAAGCGAAUAUACAUGUCCCUAAUAGAUGCAUAUGCAGCAUCUGGCCAGUUUGAAAACGCAAAACAGGUGCUCUUGGACCCGGAUGUUCCGGCUAGAUACCAGAAUGAGCUGAAAAGUGAGCUUAUAUCAGCUCUUGCAUCACAUGGAAAAAGGGCAGAUGCAUUGAUUCUAUAUGAAGAAAUGAAGGAAACCAAAUGUCAAGUAGACCCAAAAUCGAUUAUAUCUCUUAUUGAAUACUGUGAUUCAAAUGGAGAUUUGAAUACGUUGGUUCAACUGGCUGAUGACCUGCAAGAUGAUCAUAGUUGGAUAGAUGGUUUCUUCAGAAUGAUCUUGUUCGCUGUCCGCAAUAGAAAGUCGAGCAAUGUUCUUGAUUUGCUGAAGCGGAACGAGGUUAGAUUGUCCAAGAAAGAUAUCCAUGUGGAGUAUCAUUUCGACGAGGUAUUUUGGGCAAUCGCAGAGACAGAGCCAACCGAGGUGAAGCUGGGGAUGGAUUUGUUAAGAUACAUAAAGGAGGAGCUUGGGUUUGUUCCUUCAAGAAAAUGUCUGGAUUUUCUCUUACAUGCUUGUGUUAAUGCCAAGGACAUGAAAAACGGUUUACUGGUGUGGAAAGAGUACCAAUCUGCAGCACUUCCUUGCAACGUCCUUAGCUUUCUUAGGAUGUAUCAGGUUCUACUGGCUGCAGGGGAUUUGGAAGGUGCCAAGACAUUGGUAACAAAAAUUUCAAAAGAUGACAAAGAUGUACAACAUGUCAUUGAAGAAAGCCAGAUUGUAUAUUCUCAGACACCAGAAAAGAAGAAACCGAAAAAGAAAAGGAUUGUCUUCCCAACAAAAUAGGAAAGUAGUAUUGGCUUGUUUCCACACACUUUGGUGUGAUUUUGUACAGAAGAGGGACUCAUACUCCAUUCUAAAGCACAGACAAGAUUGGUAGGCUCUGCACAAGUCUUGACAGUUGAAAAGAAAACGGAGUAAUAUUAUAGUUAUUUGUUUUGUUGUUGUUAGCUAAGGAACAUUCUUGUGAUUGCUUCUGGAACAAUUUUUUGAUGAACCAAAUCACAACUUCUUUUA
Messenger RNA from Brassica napus (rape), 2800 nucleotides. Its product is annotated as pentatricopeptide repeat-containing protein At4g04790, mitochondrial. Bases 101 to 2569 code for a protein of 822 amino acids. Gene Ontology annotation, molecular function: protein binding. The transcript is spliced from 16 exons. The record is from RefSeq and is a predicted model, not a curated record. NCBI's taxonomy places the organism in Eukaryota, Viridiplantae, Streptophyta, Magnoliopsida, Brassicales, Brassicaceae.